Molecule: messenger RNA, 1508 nt
Organism: Ziziphus jujuba (common jujube)
Lineage: Eukaryota; Viridiplantae; Streptophyta; Magnoliopsida; Rosales; Rhamnaceae
Product: protein trichome birefringence-like 39
Exons: 5
Coding region: 133-1236 (367 amino acids)
Cellular component (GO): Golgi apparatus
Molecular function (GO): O-acetyltransferase activity
Source: RefSeq, a predicted model, not a curated record
UCUCUCUCUCGUACAUUAUAUAAACACUUCGUUUCAGACAACUUUUCCUUCACUUCCUCGUCUUUUUCUUUGUAACCCAAAAAAAAUAAAAAAAUAAAAAAAUAAAAAAUUGGGGAUCGAAACCCAAGAAAAAUGGGUUUCCUUCCAUUCAAAGCUCUGUUCCUGAUUCUGUUUUUGUUUUCCCACCAAACAAAAGCAGAGGAUUUAAAUCUCUUCAGCAAUGGCAGUAGUAGCAGUACCAUUUCUUCAGUGCCCAGAAAACUUGCUGGAAAAUGCAACUGGUUUCGAGGUGUUUGGGUUUAUGACCGUUCAUAUCCUCUCUACGAUUCCUUUUCUUGUCCUUUCAUAGAUCCAGAAUUCAACUGCCAAAAAUAUGGUCGCCCAGAUAAAUCUUACCUCAAAUAUAGAUGGCAACCCUUUUCUUGUUCCUUGCCCAGGUUUGAUGGUUUGAAUUUCUUGGAGAAAUGGAGAGGGAAGAAGAUUAUGUUUGUUGGUGACUCACUGAGUCAGAAUCAGUGGCAAUCUCUAACUUGUAUGCUUCAUGCAUGGGUUCCCAAAUCCAAGUACACGUAUGUCAAAAGAGAUGGUCUAGCUUCGGUCACAUUCGAGGACUAUGGAGUUAAGAUACUGCUGCAUCGCACUCAGUACCUGGUGGAUCUUGUAAAUGAGAAGGUGGGACCAGUAUUGAAGCUCGACUCCAUAAAGAAUGGUGAUGGAUGGAAAGGCAUGGACAUGCUGGUAUUUAACACGUGGCAUUGGUGGACCCAUGCAGGAAGAUCUCAACCAUGGGAUUAUAUUCAGGAGGGCAAUAAAUUGUACAAAGAUAUGAACCGUCUUAUUGCAUUUUACAAAGGGCUAACAACAUGGGCUAGGUGGGUCAACCUAAAUGUUGAUCCUUCCAAAACCAAGGUCUUCUUCCAGGGGAUUUCUCCUACCCAUUAUGAGGGAAGGGAUUGGAACCAACCAUCAAAAUCAUGCUCUGGGCAGACACAACCAUUCUUUGGUACAAGGUACCCAGCAGGCACACCCAUGGCUUGGGUUGUUGUUAACAAAGUGUUAAGCAGAAUCAAGAAACCGGUAUUUUUGCUAGAUGUUACAAUGCUUUCUCAAUACCGGAAAGAUGGGCACCCGUCGGCUUACAGUGGAGAGCACAGUGGAACUGACUGCAGCCACUGGUGCCUUCCCGGGUUGCCAGAUACUUGGAAUGAGCUACUCUAUGCGGCUCUUUUCCGUUGAUGAUCAACACUAUGAUCUGGGCUAUCUAGCUAGCAGGGUUUGUGUUUAGUCAUAUUGAUCUUGAUGGAAACACUUUGUUUCUGACAUUAGGGAGGAAUCUUUUUUUUUAAAUUAAUUUGCAUUUUAUAAUUUGUUGUGCAUGUGAGCAAUAAGAGGGGUUAUUUGGUUGGUUGGUGCUUCAAUUGUAAAUUUAUAUUAUUUGGGCAGCAGGAUGCCUUGAUUUGUAUUCUAGGAAUUGUACCCUUCAAAUUAUAAAAGCUCAUAUUUUUCUA